Messenger RNA from Cooperia oncophora, 432 nucleotides. NCBI's taxonomy places the organism in Eukaryota, Metazoa, Nematoda, Chromadorea, Rhabditida, Trichostrongylidae. The record is from the annotation of a GenBank genome assembly.
AUGUUUAAAAUGCUUGCUAGAUCAUAUCCUUCCUCUACUGAUCGGAUACAUUAUCCAGCCAUAUUAGGACAGGGCUGUCUGUCAGAAUUGCGAUACUUGAACCUAAACGACAACAGUGCCAGACGUCAUGAUAUUGCUGAGGCUGCGAAGGUGCCCCGGCCUUACUUCAUACUAGAAUCAUUUGAACCAUCUCUCGAAACCCUUUUCAAGUCAAACCGGACCAAAUCGCUCUCGGUGCAUGUUUCGGUGUUUGUCACUAUAGGAUGCAUAAAGGCUCUGAGGCUAUUGCACAUGAAAGGAUUUGCUCAUCGGAAUGUUCAACCGGCUUACUUCUCAAUCCGCUUUCCAUGCGGCGGACUACUCUGCAGGUUGUCAAUCCUCUCUCACUGCGUGUGUAGCUAUUGGACGAUACAAUCUUAUCUGCCUCCAUAA